Chironomus riparius is the source of this 1699-nucleotide messenger RNA. NCBI's taxonomy places the organism in Eukaryota, Metazoa, Arthropoda, Insecta, Diptera, Chironomidae. The record is from the annotation of a GenBank genome assembly.
UAGACAUCAUUCAAGUCUUUUCAUCACGAAUUUUAUUUCUCAUUUAAAAGUACAGAAAAAGUGGAUAAAAAGAAUAACAAGAAGACUUAUUUCAUUAUGGCGUUCCAUUUUGUUCAUGAUUUCUCAUGAUUUGCUGGCAUUAUCUCAAAUGUUAAGCUCCGCCCACAAAAAGCUCAACACAAAAAUACCAAAUAGAAAAAUUUUCUGCUCACAUUACACUCAAUUGAAUUGUAAACGUCGUGAAGUCAAGACGACAUGCUCGUGAGUUAAAGUUUCCAAAUAAAAAAAAAAUAAAUAUCAAAAAAAUAUUAAAAUAUCCAUUGAGGAAGAGACAAAGUCAUAGAAAGAAAAACUAUUGAUUUAAAAAUUAUUUAUUGGAUUUUUAUUUGCUAUUGUAAUAUUUUUAUUAAUUUUACUAUAUUUGAAUGAGUGAGAAAGAAAAGGAAUUUUAUGGUCCACUUGACGCAAAUAAUUAUCAUCAUUAAGUGAUUAAUCAAUUAGUGUAAUAAGAACAGAAGUGAAUUCGAAAACUAUUUAAUUUGUCUAUAAAUUGACAUGAGAUUAAUGCAGUGAUUUAUGUGCUUUAAGAGAAUAUUAAGAAUUAUUAGUAGCUACAAUUAUGGUGUCUUAUUAUAAUCAUCCAUUCGCGAUGUAUCAAAAGAAUCACAGCAGUGGUUCCAAUUUGCCAUAUUCUGCAUCACCGUCCGCUGCAUGGUAUUCAUCAAAUUAUCAUCAUCAGCCUCCAAAUGCAGCACAAUUUCUCGAUCCAGAUGGACCACCUCAACACAUGUAUCAUCAUUAUGCACCUCACAUGUUGCCUCAACCGUCGCCAGAUUGGGGACAUGACAACUACACAUCAUCGCCACAAAAUGGAUCUCUUGGAACGGGUAGUAGUGGAUUAGGAAAUAGUCCUGGUGCUGCAGCCUUUCUUUCAUUAAAUCAAGCAGCAUCAGCACAGAAUGAAUCAAAUAAUCAUCAUCAUAUGAAUGAUGCAAUUCCAAGUUUACCAUCACCACCUGUGACUGUACAUUCAGGAAGUGAUAUGAGCUCACCUGGAGCUCCAUCUUCAUCACCACAAAUUUCUUCACGACCAACUCCUGUCAAAAGUCCAUAUGAGUGGAUGAAGAAACCAUCAUAUCAGAGUCAGCCAAAUCCAGGAAAAACUCGAACAAAAGACAAGUAUCGCGUAGUUUAUACUGAUCAUCAAAGAUUGGAGUUGGAGAAGGAGUAUCAUUAUACAAGAUACAUUACUAUUCGUAGAAAGACAGAGUUAUCACAAAUUUUAUCAUUAUCAGAAAGACAAGUGAAGAUUUGGUUUCAAAAUAGACGUGCAAAGGACCGAAAACAAAAGAAGAAGGUUGAUACAGGUAUGCCAAUGUCAGCAUGCCAAUCUUCCGCAAAUAUAUCAUCUCUACUCGAUGUUAAACCUAAACUAGAUCCAGCGCUACACUUUCAACAUCUUCAGAUGAAUUCUUUAGGCCUUAGAUUACGAUAAAUGAAUUUGCUUUAAUUAGAUAAGGAAAAGAAUUGUUCACGAAAGCCUUUUAACUGUUUUAUUGUAACUUUAAAUUAUUAUUUUAAGUCUAGAAAGUUAACAAGCAUUAUUAAUUCACAUAAAAGUAUUAUGGAACUUGACUUUACUUUAUCAUAACAAUUUAGCCAUUAAAUGCACAAACAAUGAAAUAAAUGAAAAUGUACA